AUGACUAACACUCCUGAAACUGUUAUAAAAGAUAUUGGCAAAGUCCUUAACGAUUCGUCAAGGCCGAUGAAGGAGCGCUUUCGAGCAUUAUUUACUCUGCGGAACUUAGGCGGCCAAACAGCAAUUGAAUGCAUUAGCCAAUGUUUCUCAGACAAAUCUGUUCUACUAAAGCAUGAACUAGCAUACUGCUUAGGUCAGAUGCAAGAUGAACGUGCAAUUCCUGUGCUAAGGAGUUUGUUGGAAGAUAAAGAGCAAGAUCCUAUAGUGCGCCACGAAGCUGCUGAAGCAUUAGGUGCUAUUGGUGAUCCAAAACUCCGUGAUAUACUUGAAAAAUACAUGCAAGAUCCUGCAGUAGAAGUUGCCGAGACCUGCCAAAUAGCCUUGCAUAGACUUAACUGGGUAGCUAAUUCAGAUGAAGAAAGUCAAUCAAAGAGUUUGUACUUAUCUGUAGAUCCUGCCCCUCCGAGCAAUGAAAAAGAUGUUGACAUACUCAAAGCUGUUUUGAUGGAUGAAAAAGAGUCAUUAUUUGAAAGAUAUAGAGCUAUGUUCAGUUUGAGGAACCUUGGCACUACUGAAAGUAUUAAUGCUUUGGGUGAAGGCUUUAAGGCAUCCAGUGCACUGUUCCGACAUGAAGUAGCAUUUGUCUUUGGCCAGAUGCAAGAUGAGAGGAGUGUGCCAUUCUUAAAGUCAACACUAGAAAACACACAUGAGCAUGAGAUGGUCAGACAUGAAGCUGCUGAAGCACUAGGAUCUAUUGCAACUGAAGAAUGUACUGAAGUUCUACAAAGGUAUUUGCAAGAUCCUCGUCCCGUGGUUCGCGAGAGCUGUGAAGUGGCCCUAGAUAUGUCUGAGUAUGAAAACAGCCCAGAGUUCCAAUAUGCCAACACGCUACUCGCUGUUGAAGCUUGA
Arctia plantaginis is the source of this 909-nucleotide messenger RNA. Lineage: Eukaryota; Metazoa; Arthropoda; Insecta; Lepidoptera; Erebidae. The record is from the annotation of a GenBank genome assembly.